CGUGAACUCUUGAAACUUGAAGACAAGGACCCCAAGAGGCUGUUCGAAGGAAACGCUUUGAUCCGUCGAUUAGUCCGAAUUGGUGUGUUGGAUGAAGCCAGGAUGAGAUUGGAUUACGUGUUGGCCUUGAAGAUCGAGGACUUCAUGGAACGCCGUCUCCAAACCCAGGUUUUCAAGUCUGGAUUGGCCAAAUCCAUCCAUCACGCUCGAGUCCUCAUCCGUCAACGUCACAUCCGUGUCGGUAAACAGAUUGUCAACGUUCCCUCUUUUGUUGUACGACUCGACAGUCAAAAACACAUUGACUUUGCCCUCACCAGUCCUUACGGUGGAUCAAGAGCUGGACGUGUCAAGAGGAAACGGGCAAAGAAGGCUGAUGCUGGUGAAGAGGCCGGUGAAGAAGAUGAGGAAUAG
Melampsora larici-populina 98AG31 is the source of this 411-nucleotide messenger RNA. RefSeq lists its product as uncharacterized. Gene Ontology annotation, cellular component: cytosolic small ribosomal subunit. The annotation marks the transcript as partial. The transcript has 2 exons. Gene Ontology annotation, molecular function: structural constituent of ribosome; rRNA binding. The record is from RefSeq and is a predicted model, not a curated record. Lineage: Eukaryota; Fungi; Basidiomycota; Pucciniomycetes; Pucciniales; Melampsoraceae. Gene Ontology annotation, biological process: positive regulation of translational fidelity; translation.